UGGCUGGCCAAGUGGCCCACGGCCCUUGUGCUCUGUGCGGCUCUUCAGAAGGGCUUUUGGGGCUGCAGCAGGACUGUCGGUCUGCAGGAUCCUGUGCUGGGGCAGCUCUGAGGCACCCCAUGGAUGGGGCAGCACAGCACAGCGAGGAGCAAGGACAGAGUGAUGGCAGCAGCUGGAUCAUUCCUCGAUAUUAAUAGACAUUCCCAAGAAAGCAGCAAGGACAGAGUGGGUAUGGCACUAAAUAAGGGCGGUGAGUGCCCGGCACCGGCCAUGGCUGCAGCCCAGGAGCAGGAGCCUGUGGCGAGGCUGAGGAGGGCAGGGGUGAUGGGUGAGGGUGCCGGGUAUUGGGAUGUCGUGGUGUUGGGAUGUCGUGGUGUUGGGGUGCUGCGGUGUUGGGGUACCGAGGUGUCAGGGUGCCGUGGCAGCGCAGGGUGGUGGCAAUCAGGGAGCUGUGCCCAGGAACAGGGCAGGGGCUGUGCGGGCAGCGAGAUAGCCGGACCGCGCCGUGCAGAGCCGCGCUAUGCCGUGCCGGGACGUGACAGCCCCGCCGCGAUCCGGGUUCCCAGCGGAGGCGGAGCCGCGCAGGGAGGAUCCCGGGACGAGCAGCGGCGGAGCGGCCAUCGCUCGGCACCGCCCGGCGCGGCGCGGCCCGGCACAGCGCGGUACGGUACGGUGCGUAACGCCCACCGCGGCAGCGGGGCUGCUCCUGGGGCAGCGGGGCUGAGGGUGCGCCCGGCUCGGGGGGGCCGGAGGGUCCCGGCCGGGAGCGGGGCCGUCCCGGUGCGGGGUCCCGCGCUGCCCCCCCCCCGUGCCCGUCCCGUUGUUGGGGCGGCCGGGGCUGACCCGUCGCCGCAGCCGCACCGCGGGGAUGGCCGCCCGCAUCCUGCACCGCCUGCGGCACGCGUUGGGCGCGGAGGGCGCCCGGGAGGAGCGGACACACGACGGCGUUGAGGCCGAGGACUGCCCCGAGAGCUCGGAGCUGGAGGACGACACCGAAGGGCUGUCCACGCGCCUCAGCGGCACCCUGAGCUUCAGCGGGCACGAGGAGGACGAGGAGGAGGAGGAGGAGGAGGAGGACGGCGGCGGCGGCGGCGGCGAGGAGCUGCAGGCGGGGGAUGCCGCGCAGGACGGAGGCAGGUGCUGGGAUGGGUGCCCUGGGCUCCCGCCGCCCCGGCGCCCGCUGAGCCCUUCUCCCCGCACAGAGUGGGGCCCGGCGGCGCGGCCCGGCAGCCUGCUGACCCGGCAGCUGCAGGAGCUGUGGCGGCGGUCGCGGAGCAGCUUCGUACCGCAGCGGCUGCUCUUCGAGGUCACCAGCGCCAGCGUGGUCAGCGAGCGCUCCUCCAAGUACGUGCUCUACACCAUCUACCUGAUCCGCUCGGGGCACUUGGACAAGGCUCCCGCCGCCAUCUCCCGUCGCUACUCAGACUUCGAGCGGCUGAACCGCCGCCUGCGCGGCCGCUUUGGCUGCGACAUGGCGGGCAUCGCCUUCCCCAGGAAGAGACUGCGGCGCAACUUUACGGCCGAGACCAUCGCCAAGCGGAGCCGAGCCUUCGAGCAGUUCCUGUCCCACCUGCACUCCAUCGCUGAGAUCCGCCGCUCCCCCGAGUUCCUUGAAUUCUUCUUCCUGCAGGACCUACGCGCCGCCCAGCGCCUCACCUGCACCGGCAUGUACCGCGAAGCUCUGGCCACCUGGGCCAACGCCUACCGGCUGCAGGACCGCCUGGGGGUGUGCGGCUCUGGCCGCUUCCUCCUGACGCUGGCCGGGUUGGUCGUCUGCCACCAGGAGUUGGACCAGCUGGGUGAAGCCCAUGGCUGCUGCGAACAGGCGCUGCAGCUGCUGGAGGCCCAGGACAGCCACCCACUGCUGGGGCCCUUCCUCCAGGCUCACGUCCACCUGGCCUGGAAAGUGGGCAAGGACAAGCGGCGGUCGGAAGCCCGGCUGCAGGGCCUGCAGGAGGCCGGCGUGCCCUUGCAGCAGCAGCCCAGCCUGAAGGAGUGUCUCAUCAAGGAACCUCUGGAGUGAGGCUAGGGGCCGUGGGGUGCAGACAGUUUGCGCUCUGGGGCGGGACAGGGAGCAGAGAGGGUUGGGAUGGGGCACAGAGGCAGAGUUGUGAUGGCACAGUCUGUACGUGGUGGCUGGGAUCAGGGUUGGCCCCUCUGGGAGCUCUCUCUUGAAAAUGCACUUUCUAUAUCAGUUUU
Molecule: messenger RNA, 2199 nt
Organism: Lagopus muta (rock ptarmigan)
Lineage: Eukaryota; Metazoa; Chordata; Aves; Galliformes; Phasianidae
Gene: SNX21
Product: sorting nexin family member 21
Exons: 2
Coding region: 869-2023 (384 amino acids)
Biological process (GO): protein transport
Cellular component (GO): early endosome membrane
Molecular function (GO): phosphatidylinositol phosphate binding
Source: RefSeq, a predicted model, not a curated record